Molecule: messenger RNA, 2189 nt
Organism: Paramuricea clavata
Lineage: Eukaryota; Metazoa; Cnidaria; Anthozoa; Malacalcyonacea; Plexauridae
Source: the annotation of a GenBank genome assembly
AGUUACAAAUGCACGAGGAAGAUCUACGCCAGCAAGAGGAGGUGAGUAGCGCUAACCGGAAUCGCAGGUCUGAAGUGUAUACAAAUGUUUGUUCCAACUACAAAAACCCAUUCAGCUAUACUGAUUCAGUAUAGUUACUAUGGAUUGUUCAUCUUGUGUUAUACCAAAGGCUCUACGUGUGUAUACAGCUAUUUCAAUUAAGGUUGUCCCCCGAGCAAAGCGGAAAGUCGACUACGAGCGCGAAAGGCUGCUGGGAAUCGCUAAUAAAUGAAUGAAUUUAUUAGCGAUUCCCAGCAGCCUUUCGCGCUCGUAUUCGACUUUUCCGCUUUGCUCGGGGGACAACCUCAAUUGAAAUAGCUGUAUACAGUUAUUUCAAUUAAGGUUGAGCGGAAAAGUCGAAUACGAGCGCGAAAGGCUUGCUGGGAAUCGCUAAAAAAUUCCUUAAUUUUUUAGCGAUUCCCAGCAAGCAUUUCGCGCUCGUAUUCGACUUUUCCGCUUUGCUCGCGGACAACCUUAAUUGAAAUAGCUGCAUGUAUACACGCUUGGAAAAGUUUAAAUAUUUGGUUAAAAAUGGUUAAAUAUUUCUUAUGAAGUGCUUAAAUGAGUAAAAGGACGGCAUUUACAAAAGUUUUGUGUAUGAUUUAAAGUGUACUUGUUGCAGUAAUUCUACUUAGAAUUUAGAAAGAUUUAAACUUUUCCGUGGGUGUAUAUAUACGCUUAUGUGAAAACGUUUAACUGGAAAGCUGCAGCCUUAAGACAGAUGGCUCAAAAUAACGGGAGAUAGAUCUCCGAUCAAAAUUACCAGUCAACUUGAUUUUAUCCAGUCAUUGAUACGCUUACACUAACAGUGAAACAAACUAUUAGAAACUUGUUUCGAUAGAUCAUAGUUUCAUGUUUUAAUUCAAGACGUCAGCAAUCACAUUGGAAGGCAUGAAAAUGUGGCCGGUCAAAAUGACCGGUGAGGUAAAAAUGUGAACGGUCAAGAGGCAUUUUUGGCCGGUCAUUGUCAGUUGACCAGCCGUUAUUUUGAGCCCUGGAUGAUCGUCGGCGGAUAACGUACCUUGGCAGAUGAUGUUUCUUCAGUAUACUAUAGGUCAAGCAAUUCACGCAUCUUGUUCUCUUCUAGGAGUUCUAUGCGGCCAAACGCGAGGCUUCGCGAGCAGCGAGGCAAGAAAAAACCAAACAUGAAAAGGGAAGUAGUAAAAACAAAACAGAUGAAAAUUUGAAGAAAAUUCUUGACGAUUCAGCAUUUGCAUCCUGGUUGUCAGAUGAAGAUGAUGAACUUGAUGAGUAAGUCUUAAAAAUGUUUCAGGCCAACACAUUAUUUUCUGAGGAUCAGUUGCUUGAUUUUUGAUUUUUUAAACCACGCCUUAUGGGAUUUUAAUUCAGUCUUAAUUUAUGCUCAUUUUAUUGCAUUAGUAUAUGAUAUUAUUAGCCGUCCUCGUUGCAGUUUCGUUCGGCCUAUGACGUUCUUACAAAUAACAGUAGUACUAGGUAGUUAUAAAUAAACAGCAGUUUUAAAAGUGUAAAAUUCAAGGCUGUUUCUUCUCACGUUCCCGUACUAGAUUAAACCUUGCUUAUAAGUUCGCUAAUGUUUGUCGAAAGCAUUUGCUUCAAUUAUCAAAAGUGCAAUAUAUGUGCAUAUUCGCAGACAAUUUUUUUAUCUGCCACUGCAUGUUUGUCUAUAAAAAAAUUAAGUGAGAAGAAUAGUAUUACUCACUAAUUUCUGCAAAAACAAAAAAAUAUUCAACUUCAAUAGAACUUUUUGAAAAUGCAUACAGUACAAUAUACAUGACCGUGGAGAUAAAUAUCUGCAUGAGGAUUAUUUUUGGCAUCUCGCUCAAUUAAACUAAUUCUAUUAAAUUAAACUAAAAUUUUAUAUAUUUAUAUAGACCUAUAGCAGUUGCAUUUUUAGCAGCUGCUCCUGCUCUAAAUAAAUGUAUAGAAUUUACACUCGAAUUCUCGAAAUAUCCGAUUACAAAACCCUUCAACAUGGAAUGUACAUGCAGAUACAGUAUUUUAGUUCAGCGAGUGUUUAUUGUAGUUUUGAGUUGCACGGAUCGCGUAAUUCUUAUUUUCUUUGACUUUAGUCACGAUCUUGACACUCAAGAAUUUGAAGAGUUUUUACAAAAAGUGAGACAGACUACCUACCCUGGAGGUCCAGCCGGUAAGUCAUUGACAUUUAGCAA